This is a messenger RNA of Zasmidium cellare ATCC 36951, 759 nucleotides long. RefSeq lists its product as uncharacterized. Bases 1 to 759 code for a protein of 252 amino acids. Lineage: Eukaryota; Fungi; Ascomycota; Dothideomycetes; Mycosphaerellales; Mycosphaerellaceae. The record is from RefSeq and is a predicted model, not a curated record. The transcript has a single exon.
AUGAGCAAAUCUACCAACAAGAACCAACAACUGCCUCUGGCUGGCCCAGAACAAUCCCCAUCUUCGAGCAACGACUCAAGUUCAGGCCACGCCCAGAAGCGACUGAUCGCUCCCGAAGACGAGCAAGCGAUGAAAGACGCCAUCGAGAAAAUCUUCACCGACCUUCCAGACGCACGGACUGUUCCAAGCCUGAAGAGCGCACUCAUCUCUGCAGGCACCUACAUCCUCAGCGAAGGCGUCGUAGACUACCCUCUUCCCACCAACGGUAAGUUUCGUGCCCUGCUCGACGACGACACGAUCUGGUGGAACAUCGCCGCCAUUGGCAACUUGAUCCCAAUGUACGAUGGCUUUCGAGGGAUCGAAUGGGACGAGGCAAGAGAAGACAGCUGGGAAUUGGUCGUCGACUCUACCUACGAAGUGCUUCAUGAACUUUGGAAGCAGAACCCAUACCACGUCUGGUACGGCGAAGAACUCCUCCAAGCUGUCCAAGAGAGAUUGCUGCAGAAGGUGACGGUGCUUCAACUCAACGUGCCCAGCAUUGCUCUGCUGAAGACUCUUGCCGUGGAGAAUCAGCAUCCACAUGCCCGCCUUUUAACGUUUAUGCUUCAAGUGUGUCGUGAUCAUGCCAAUGUCAAGAUUUUUGGUGUAGAGGGCUGUGGGCAAGCUGUAGAUGAGGCACUCGCUGCCAAGUCCCCGCCUUCUGCAGUCAAACGUGCUCUCGACAGGCUGCGAGCCAUCAGUACUUCGCCCCAAACAUGA